AUGCCUUUUUAUGUGGCUGUAAAUUAUACUUCGUUUAUCAACUUUCUUUUAUACAUCAAUUUUGAUUUCUUUCUUCCGUUCUUUCUUUCUUUCUUUCUUUCUUUCGUUCUUUCUUUCUUUAUUUAUUUAUUUCUUUCGUUCUUUCUUUCUUUCUUUCUUUCUUUCGUUCUUUCUUUCUUUCUUUCUUUCUUUCGUUCUUUCUUUCGUUCUUUCUUUCUUUCUUUCUUUCGUUCUUUCUUUCGUUAUUUCUUUCUUUCUUUCGUUCUUUCUUUCGUUCUUUCUUUCUUUCUUUCUUUCUUUCUUUCUUUCGUUAUUUCUUUCUUUCUUUCGUUCUUUCUUUCUUUCUUUCUUUCGUUAUUUCUUUCAUUCGUUCUUUCUUUCUUUCUUUCUUUCUUUCUUUCUUUCGUUAUUUCUUUCUUUCUUUCUUUCGUUCUUUCUUUCGUUCUUUCUUUCUUUCGUUAUUUCUUUCUUUCUUUCGUUAUUUCUUUCUUUCUUUCGUUCUUUCUUUCUUUCUUUCGUUAUUUCUUUCUUUCUUUCUUUCUUUCGUUAUUUCUUUUUUUCUUUCUUUCGUUAUUUCUUUCUUUCUUUCGUUAUUUCUUUCUUUCUUUCUUUCGUUAUUUCUUUCUUUCUUUCUUUCUUUCGUUCUUUCUUUCUUUCUUUCUUUCGUUCUUUCUUUCGUUCUUUCUUUCUUUCUUUCGUUAUUUCUUUCUUCUUUCUUUCUUUCUUUCGUUCGUUCUUUCUUUCUUUCUUUCUUUCUUUCUUUCGUUCUUUCUUUCUUUCUUUCGUUCUUUCUUUCUUUCUUUCUUUCGUUAUUUCUUUCUUUCGUUAUUUCUUUCUUUCUUUCGUUCUUUCUUUCUUUCUUUCUUUCGUUCUUUCUUUCUUUCUUUCUACCCUACCUUCAUUGAUUUUCUCAUUACUUUAUUUGCCAACUUUCUUUCAUAUUUAAUUUUAAUUUUCUUUCUUUCUUUUUUUCAAAUAUAUCUCUUAUCUAAAACCAUCUUCUGUCUUCGUUUGUUUGUUUUUCUUUCUUUCUUUCUUUCCACCCUUUCUUCUUUGAUUUCUUUAUUUCUAACCUGUCUUUUUCCGAAUUUUCUUUCAUUCAUCAUUUUUUUUACUUUUUUCCUCUUUCUUUCUUUCUAUCUAUCUUUCUUUCUUUCUGCUUUCCUUUCUUUCUUUCUUUUUCUCUUUGUCUUUCUUUCUUUCUUCCUUUCUUUCUUUUUUCUUUCUGCCUUUCUGUCUUUCUUUCUGCUUUCCUUUCUUUUUUAUUUCUUUUUCUCUUUGUCUUUAUUUCUAUCUUUCAUUCUUCCUUUCUUUUCUCUCUCUCUCUUUCUUUCUUUCUUUCUGUGUUCAUUCCUUUCCUCUACACAAUACUUUCUUCUUUCCAUUUUUCAUCUUCUCUCUUUUCAUUAUAAUACCCUCUUUUUGAUUUUUUUAUUCUUUUGUAAUUCCUCAUUCCUAGAUCCAACUUUCCAUAUAAUCCUUCCUGACCUCCCAACCUCAACACUUGACAUGUCUUUCCCGCCAUUAUCAACCUUCGCGGACAUCUUUGACAACAUCAACCGAUAA
Molecule: messenger RNA, 1566 nt
Organism: Acanthosepion pharaonis
Lineage: Eukaryota; Metazoa; Mollusca; Cephalopoda; Sepiida; Sepiidae
Source: the annotation of a GenBank genome assembly